Molecule: messenger RNA, 2389 nt
Organism: Antechinus flavipes (yellow-footed antechinus)
Lineage: Eukaryota; Metazoa; Chordata; Mammalia; Dasyuromorphia; Dasyuridae
Product: magnesium transporter NIPA2-like
Exons: 6
Coding region: 192-1253 (353 amino acids)
Biological process (GO): magnesium ion transport
Cellular component (GO): membrane
Molecular function (GO): magnesium ion transmembrane transporter activity
Source: RefSeq, a predicted model, not a curated record
GUGAGGCGGGGUCGGGGAGGCUGCGGGAAGGCGGGAUUUUCGCAGGUGCUGCAGUAGGGCGGUUCGCGAGUCUCCCUCCCUUCCUCUUCUCCCUCUCUUCCUCCCUCCUUCGUCGUGUGGGCGAGGCGAGGUCAGGGCUUGGGGAACACGCGCUCGGCUUUAGGACAAAGGACCAGUGCUGGCCAGAGACAAUGGCUGGCAACCGUAACUUCUAUAUUGGUCUGACCUUGGCUCUCUGCUCCAGCAUUUUCAUUGGUUCGAGCUUCAUCCUAAAGAAGAAAGGACUUCUUAAGCUUGCCAGCAGGGGCUCUAUGAGAGCAGGUCAUGGUGGCCAUGCAUACCUAAAGGAGUGGCUGUGGUGGGCUGGACUAAUAUCCAUGGGAAUCGGAGAAGCUGCCAAUUUUGCUGCGUAUGCUUUUGCCCCAGCCACACUAGUAACGCCCUUGGGUGCACUGAGUGUGUUAGUCAGUUCGGUUUUGUCCUCUUUCUUCUUGAAUGAGAAAUUGAACAUUCACGGGAAGAUUGGCUGUAUGCUAAGUAUUUUGGGCUCAACAAUGAUGGUGAUCCACGUGCCCCAGGAGGACAUGAAACUCACCUUGGCAGAGAUGUCUGAGAAGUUGCGAAGUCCAGGAUUCAUUGGCUUUGCCAUUUAUGUAUUGCUCACUUCCACUACCCUCAUCUUUGUGAUAGGACCUCGAUAUGGCCAUACUAACGUCCUGGUGUAUGUUCUGAUCUGCUCCUCAGUUGGUUCUAUUUCUGUGUCUUGCGUUAAGGGUUUGGGCAUCUCCCUGAGAGAGCUCAUUUCAGGGAAGCCUGUCCUGAAGGAGCCCCUUGGUUGGGCGCUUUUGUUUUGUCUGGUGAUUUGUAUAAGCAUUCAGGUCAACUAUCUGAACCGAGCUUUGGACAUUUUCAGUACUUCGAUAGUUACUCCCAUCUAUUAUGUCCUUUUCACCACAGCUGUUAUGACCUGCUCUGCCAUUCUCUUUAAGGAAUGGCAACUUAUGGACCUAGACAGUGUCAUUGGCACGAUCAGUGGUUUCCUAACCAUAGUUUUUGGCAUUUUCCUUCUUCAUGCCUUUCGAGAAAUCCCUUUUUCUCCUGAUCUGAUUUAUUUUUCUCAGAGGUCAAGUUUGGGUAAUAACCACGCUGCUCCCCAGAGGGAAAACGAAAGGCAAAUUCAGCCUCUCCUAGAGGAAGAUGACCUCAACAAAGAGUUCCAGAAUAUUGAGGCUGAAGAGGUUGAAAAUCUGUGAAUAAUCUUAGGCAGAAUGCUGUCUGUAUUUUUGUUUCUGUUGGGUAAGGUGGCCUUUGUACUUUUGCUUAAGAUUUACCCAGACCUCUGACAUCCAGCCAAACCAAAUCAGAUCAUAUUGUGGAGAGGAGCAAAUUAAUCAUUAACUAGUAAGCAGUGGAACAGCAAAAUCUUCCCAACUGCCAUGUUGUUUAGUAGUCUCAUUUGCUUCCCUUGCAUAAUAUAUACUGUGAUUGUAAGACAUGGUGCUAGAUGUAUAAGUGGAUGUAUAUAUACACCAGUGAAGUAUUUGUGAAAAAAACCAUCUAUCCCUCAUCACUAGGUCAUACAGAAACCUAAAAGCAUUGUUGUUUGUCUGAUUUACUUGGUACUUGGUACUGGAUUUACUUGAGAACUCAAGUGUUUUAAGUGUUUCAUGAAUUCUAGUUUACUUUUUGAAAAAAUGUUUUUAAAGGUGUUUUUGUGUCACUUUUAGUGCUGAAUCCUGAUCAUCCUGAAGUUUGUACCAAGGACUUGAGUAUAAUUACUAAUAACUGCUGGCUGCUGCCACCUGCCUGGUAAGAGGAUUUGAUUCUAAAAACCACAUUCAGAAAUUAUUACUUGUUCUUUCUCUUCCCCCCCCCCGCCCCCAAAGCUCUAAUACCUAAGAUUCUAGAGAAUAAAGAUUAAUUAGCUUCCUAGUAUACCUAUUCCAGUCCCAGUAGACUCUCUUUUACACUUAGGAGAACUGGGUGGGCCCACUUCCUUGUAGAUAGCAUUAAAGUACUUUCAGAGUCCCUUAUAUUGUAAUGUGUGCAAGACCAAAAAGGGAAGCAACUUAAAGUUGAGGGGUUUUUUGGCUUGGCUUAAAGCAAAGAGUUCCUUUGUCCCUCACCAAUUCCCUGAAGACUUCAGAAUUUAGUGGCAGCCUCCACAUGAGGACAAACAGCAGUUAUAGGUAUUAUACUUCCUGUCUGUAGAUCAUCUUGGAGUUUGGAGGGUUCUUUCCUGGAAUCGUAGCAAUGUACUGAGUCUUUGGGAGGCUCAUGAUGUUUGAAACAGAUCACUAGAAUGUAAGCUCCUUGAGAGCAGAGGACACUGGUUUUUAUUUUUGUAUCCAUGCUUGAUGCUUAAUAAAUGUUGAUUCUUGAUCAGUAA